GGCAACCGGUAUCGUAUUUCCUCCUUUCAAGCACUCUGCUCCGGUUAUGGAAGCUGAGAAGAUGGACGAGAAUGAAUGGGAUUACCACGGAGAGGGGAACAAAAGCCUAAUUGUUUCUCAUAGUCAGAGGUGUGUGGUCCUACGAUUUUUGAAGUUUCUACCACACAGAAAUCUGACUGCAGAGGAAGUCUAUCAGCAUUUGCACAAUAUUCUAGACUUUGGGAAGCAUGUCAUGAAACAGUUUCUUGGAGAAAGCAAUGUUCACCAUGGAGAUGUGGUUAAAUUACCUUUAGAAUUUCUGAAACAUCUGUGUUUAAAGGUCCAGUCAGAGAGACCAGAAUCCCGGUGUGAAAAAGAGAUGGAUAUUAGUGGUUAUGCCAUGUGCCUUCCUAACCUUACCCGGCUCCAGACCUUCCCAUUUAUAGAGCACAGUCCCAUAUUCUGCAUAGAGAUUAAGCCCAAAUGUGGUUUUAUCCCAUCUUCUGCUUACACCACUAAGGAGAUCAAGAAGAAGGUGUGUCGGUUUUGUAUGCACCAACAUCUAAAGGUUUCAAAAGGAAAAUGGAAGAGGAUUAGCAAAUACUGCCCACUGGAUCUCUUCUCUGGACAUAAGCAAAGGAUGCAUUUUGCAUUGAUGAGUAUACUUCAGGAUUCUCAAAACAACUUAAAAAUAUUUAAGAAUGGCACAUUAAUUUAUGGUUGUCGGGAUGACCAAGAAUAUCUCUCAGACUUAAAUGAGCUUGCCCAUCACCUGAAGCCAUUUUUCUUCCCAGCAAAUGGACUGGUUGCGGGACCUCAGUGCAUGAAAAUCAUCCUAAAAGAACUUGUACAUGUACUGACAAAUACACUGCUGAGCACUAGUGCUGACACUGGAAGAGCAGGGAACAUUACAUCUGUUCCAGUGUCACAGACUAGGAAUUACUGUGAAGCCAGCUGCUUCUGUACAGAGUUCCUCAGAAAUGGUAAACACAAUGUGGAGACCACAGGAUUACCUAAAGGUUGUAUUUUAUACAAGACCCUCCAGACCCAGAUGUUGGACAUGUUGGACAUUGAAGGACUGUAUCCACUCUACAAAAGAGUAGAGAAAUAUUUGGAGGAAUGUCCAGAAGAGAGAAGCACUCUGCUGUUGGAUGGACCUUAUGAUGAAACAUUUUUUGGAAAGCUUAAGGAUUUAUCUGUAGAAGACAAUGGCACUAUAGAGUAUGCAGUGACUAAGAUUCAACAAUACAGAGUGGCCAUGACAGCCAAGGAUUGCUCCAUAAUGGUUGCCCUUUCCCCCACAAUGCCGGAAGAUCGCUUUGACUCAAGACCAGUUAUGAAGACCUCAAGAUCAAGUUUCCUGUAUUCAGUUUCCAUCCUCGACUUAGACCUGAAGCCUUAUGAAAACAUACCAUACCAAUACAAGCGAGACUGUAAAAUUGUUAGCCACUACUUGAAAAGUAACCAGACUCAAGAUGAGCCAACUACAUCACUUAUCUACCGGGAAAGUGAGGACUGCACUCUGCUUCUGCAUAAAGUAUAGUUAAUAAAUGGCCUUUUUUGAGCUGUGAUGGGGUAUUAA
This is a messenger RNA of Nanorana parkeri, 1561 nucleotides long. RefSeq names its product inositol-pentakisphosphate 2-kinase (gene IPPK). Gene Ontology annotation, cellular component: nucleus. Gene Ontology annotation, molecular function: inositol-1,3,4,5,6-pentakisphosphate 2-kinase activity; ATP binding. The coding region runs from base 47 to 1522 and encodes 491 amino acids. The transcript has 13 exons. Gene Ontology annotation, biological process: inositol phosphate biosynthetic process. The record is from RefSeq and is a predicted model, not a curated record. Lineage: Eukaryota; Metazoa; Chordata; Amphibia; Anura; Dicroglossidae.